Molecule: messenger RNA, 240 nt
Organism: Aspergillus mulundensis
Lineage: Eukaryota; Fungi; Ascomycota; Eurotiomycetes; Eurotiales; Aspergillaceae
Exons: 2
Coding region: 1-240 (79 amino acids)
Source: RefSeq, a predicted model, not a curated record
AUGCGUGCCCUUUGGAAAGCACCUUGGAUGAGAUUGAAACUCAGCAUAAGCGACGAGCAGCGUGAUCAUCUACUCUCUCAAGACCGAGAUGCCGAUCAGAUAUCACAAGAGACUCCGACACAGACCGUCAACCCUCAAGAGCGCUACGUUGGCUUUGGUAUCGGCGGGGCUGGCAAUAUCCGCAAGGUGAGACCGCAUGGUGUUGUCAAAACAGCUGCUGCCGAAGCUAAAGAUCGGUGA